GAUCACCCAGAACAACGCCAUGAAGAUCUCCUUUGCCAAGAAGUAGCACCCUUUCCCCAUGUCUCUGUCCCCUGUUCUGGGGCCACCCCCUCCCCCUCUUGGCUCAGCCCCCUGAAGUCCACGAUGGCUUGGUCCUCGGUGCUCCUUGGUGUUGUCUUGCUGUCUGCCUUCCCAGGUCCUAGUGUCGGGGGCCACCUGAUGCCCAGGCUGGCUGACUGGAAGCUGUGUGCUGACGAGGAAUGCAGCCACCCCAUCUCCAUGGCCGUGGCCCUUCAGGACUACGUGGCCCCCGACUGCCGUUUCCUGACCAUACGCCAGGGCCAAGUGGUGUAUGUCUUCUCCAAGCUGAAGGGCCGAGGGCGGCUCUUCUGGGGAGGCAGCGUUCAGGGAGAUUACUAUGGAGACGUAGCUGCUCGCCUGGGCUAUUUCCCCAGUAGCAUUGUACGCGAAGACCAGACCCUGAAGCCUGGCAAAACUGAUGUGAAGACAGAUAAAUGGGAUUUCUACUGCCAGUGAGCUCAGUCUACCGCUGUCUCUGCUGUUGUUUCUCGCUGACUUUAUGCAAAUACAUCAGCCAAGUGCAAACUAUGGGUGUCGGUGGUCUUUGUGGUGGGUCUCUAGAAAGGAAGUGUUUC
Globicephala melas (long-finned pilot whale) is the source of this 635-nucleotide messenger RNA. RefSeq names its product MIA SH3 domain containing (gene MIA). Gene Ontology annotation, molecular function: protein binding. The record is from RefSeq and is a predicted model, not a curated record. NCBI's taxonomy places the organism in Eukaryota, Metazoa, Chordata, Mammalia, Artiodactyla, Delphinidae. Gene Ontology annotation, biological process: extracellular matrix organization.